Molecule: messenger RNA, 294 nt
Organism: Pyrenophora tritici-repentis Pt-1C-BFP
Lineage: Eukaryota; Fungi; Ascomycota; Dothideomycetes; Pleosporales; Pleosporaceae
Product: Protamine-P1 domain containing protein
Source: RefSeq, a predicted model, not a curated record
AUGUCGAGUGGAGAUCGAUUCCUAGCUCUAACCUGGAACUACGAUCAGAACGGCAACCUAAAGGAAACCCCACAUGUGACAAGACAAGAGCUGAGUGCUCACGCGCAGCUCGUGGUGGAUAGGUACGCCCACCUUCAAAAAGCCAUGCAACAGGAGAAGACAAAGAACAAGAAGCUAGAAGCAUUGCUCCUAGAAGCAGAGGAGAAGAACAAGAAGCUGGAAGCGUCGAUGCGAGAAGAACAGGAGAAGUCCAAGGCCAUGGGAUACUCGUCCGAAAUGGAGAUUCAAGGUUGA